Panthera uncia (snow leopard) is the source of this 5030-nucleotide messenger RNA. RefSeq names its product klotho (gene KL). NCBI's taxonomy places the organism in Eukaryota, Metazoa, Chordata, Mammalia, Carnivora, Felidae. The transcript is spliced from 5 exons. The coding region runs from base 72 to 3104 and encodes 1010 amino acids. Gene Ontology annotation, molecular function: hydrolase activity, hydrolyzing O-glycosyl compounds. The record is from RefSeq and is a predicted model, not a curated record. Gene Ontology annotation, biological process: carbohydrate metabolic process.
CGGCGCGGCGGGGCGCGGGCAUAAAGGGGCGCGGCGCGGUGCGGCGCCCCAGCGCCCGGCUCCCGCGAAGCAUGCCCGCCCGCGCCCCGCCGCGCCGCCCGCGGCCUCUGCCGCUUUCGCUGCUGCUGCUGCUGCUGGGCCUAGGCGGCCGCCGCCUGCGCGCCGAGCCCGGCGACGGGGCGCAGACCUGGGCCCGCUUCGCGCAGCCUCCGGCCCCCGAGGCCGCCGGCCUCCUCCACGACACCUUCCCCGACGGCUUCCUCUGGGCCGUGGGCAGCGCCGCCUACCAGACGGAGGGCGGCUGGCGGCAGCACGGCAAGGGCGCGUCCAUCUGGGACACGUUCACCCACCACCCCCCGGCGCCCUCCGGCGCCCCCCCGGUAGCCCGCCCGCCGUCGGGCGCCCCGUCGCCGUCCCCGCCCGCUACCGGGGACGUGGCCAGCGACGGCUACAACAACGUCUUCCGCGACACGGAGGGGCUGCGCGAGCUCGGGGUCACCCACUACCGCUUCUCCAUCUCGUGGGCGCGGGUGCUCCCCAAUGGCAGCGCGGGCGCCCCCAACCGCGAGGGGCUGCGCUACUACCGGCGCCUGCUGGAGCGGCUGCGGGAGCUGGGCGUGCAGCCCGUGGUCACCCUGUACCACUGGGACCUGCCCCAGCGCCUGCAGGACGCCUACGGCGGCUGGGCCAACCGCGCCCUGGCCGACCACUUCAGGGAUUACGCCGAGCUCUGCUUCCGCCACUUCGGCGGCCAGGUCAAGUACUGGAUCACCAUCGACAACCCCUACGUGGUGGCCUGGCACGGCUAUGCCACCGGGCGCCUGGCCCCUGGCGUCCGGGGCAGCGCGCGGCUCGGGUACCUGGUGGCGCACAACCUCCUCCUGGCUCAUGCCAAAAUCUGGCAUCUCUACAAUACUUCCUUCCGUCCAACUCAGGGAGGCCAGGUCUCCAUCGCCCUAAGCUCCCACUGGAUCAAUCCUCGAAGAAUGACCGACCACAGCAUCAAAGAAUGUCAAAAGUCUCUUGACUUUGUACUAGGCUGGUUUGCCAAACCCAUAUUUAUUGAUGGUGACUAUCCUGAGAGCAUGAAGAAUAAUCUUUCACGUCUUUUGCCUGAUUUUACUGAAGCUGAGAAAAAGUUCAUUAAGGGAACAGCUGACUUUUUUGCUCUUUCUUUUGGACCAACCUUGAGUUUUCAACUAUUGGACCCCCACAUGAAGUUCCGCCAGUUAGAAUCUCCCAGCCUGAGGCAACUCCUUUCUUGGAUUGACCUUGAAUAUAACCACCCUCAAAUAUUUAUUGUGGAAAAUGGCUGGUUUGUCUCAGGGACCACCAAGAGAGACGACGCCAAAUAUAUGUAUUACCUCAAAAAAUUCGUAAUGGAAACCUUAAAAGCCAUUAGGCUGGAUGGGGUGGACGUCAUUGGGUACACGGCCUGGUCCCUUAUGGAUGGCUUCGAAUGGCACAGAGGUUACAGCAUCAGGCGUGGACUCUUCUAUGUUGACUUUCUAAGCCAGGAUAAGAAACUGUUGCCGAAAUCUUCAGCCUUGUUCUACCAAAAGCUGAUAGAGAAAAAUGGCUUCCCUCCUUUACCUGAAAAUCAACCUCUAGAAGGGACAUUUCCCUGUGACUUUGCUUGGGGAAUUGUUGACAACUACAUUCAAGUGGACACCACUCUGUCUCAGUUUACCGACCCGAACGUUUACCUGUGGGACGUCCACCACAGUAAGAGGCUAAUUAAGGUGGACGGGGUUGUGACCAAGAAGCGGAAGUCCUACUGCGUGGACUUUGCUGCCAUCCGGCCCCAGAUAGCCUUACUCCAGGACAUGCACGUUUCCCAUUUUCACUUCUCCCUGGACUGGGCCCUGAUCCUGCCGCUGGGCAACCAGUCGCAGGUGAACCACACGGUCCUCGACUACUACCGCUGCGUGGUCAGCGAGCUCGUGCGCGCCAACAUCACCCCGGUGGUGGCGCUCUGGCGACCCGCGGCCCCGCACCAAGGGCUGCCGCGGCCCCUGGCCAAGCACGGAGCCUGGGAGAACCCCCACACCGCCUCGGCUUUUGCAGAGUACGCCCGGCUGUGCUUCAAGGAUCUCGGCCACCACGUCAAGUUCUGGAUCACGAUGGGCGAGCCGUACACACGGAACAUGACCUACAGCGCGGGGCACAAUCUUCUGAAGGCUCACGCGUUGGCCUGGCGCGUGUACGAUGAAAACUUUCGGGGCUCUCAGAAGGGGAAAAUAUCCAUAGCCCUGCAGGCCGACUGGAUAGAGCCGGCCUGCCCUUUCUCCCAAAAGGACAAAGAGGUGGCAGAGAGAGUUUUGGAAUUUGACAUUGGCUGGCUGGCCGAGCCCAUUUUCGGCUCUGGGGAUUAUCCGCGUGUGAUGAGGGACUGGCUCACGCAGAGAAACAAUUUCCUUCUACCUUAUUUCACUGAAGAUGAAAAAAAGCUGAUCCGGGGUUCCUUCGACUUUCUGGCUGUAAGCCAUUACACCACCAUCCUCGUCGACUGGGAAAAAGAAGAUCCAAUGAAAUACAACGAUUACCUGGAGGUGCAGGAAAUGACCGACAUCACGUGGCUCAACUCCCCCAGUCAGGUGGCAGUAGUGCCCUGGGGCUUACGCAAAAUUCUCAACUGGCUGAAGUUGAAGUACGGAGACCUCCCCAUGUAUAUAAUAUCCAACGGCAUAGACGAUGAUCCGCAGGCAGCGCAAGACAAGCUGAGGGUGUAUUACAUGCAAAAUUAUGUAAAUGAAGCUCUGAAAGCCUACAUAUUGGAUGGUGUCAAUCUUUGUGGAUACUUUGCUUAUUCAUUCAAUGAUCGCACAGCUCCAAAGUUUGGCUUCUAUCAUUAUGCUGCAAAUCAGUUUGAGCCCAAACCGUCCAUGAAACAUUAUCGGAAAAUGAUUGACAACAAUGGCUUCUCGGGUCCUGAAACUCUGGGGAGAUUUUGUCCAGAAGAAUUGACCCUGUGCACCGAAUGCGGCUUUUUUCAUACCCGCAAAUCUUUACUGGCUUUCAUAGCUUUCCUACUUUUUGCUUUUAUUAUUUCUCUUUCUCUGAUUUUUUACUACUCUAAGAAAGGCAAAAGAAGUUACAAGUAGUCCUGACCUUUUUCCUAUUCAUUUACUUUGAAAUGAUUAUGCACACACAUCAGCUGUUCACCAUUUGCACUUCUCAGUGUCGUAAGACUGGAUUUCACUUAUCUGACUUCUAGAAAAAAAAUGUGUGGCGUAUGACAGAGGUAUGGAAGUGAGCAUAGGUGAUUGUAAAAUACUGACUAAUGUGAAUAGUGCCUGGAUUUGUUCUUUCUUGGAGGAUGAUCAAAAACGGUUAGGGGCCAUCAUCUCUGCAACACAUUCUGUAACAAAUGUAUGGGAAGUGGGACCCAUUCUGGAACAUUUUUAUAGAAAUGGAAUAGCAAGAUCAGUGCCCGUUCCUAAAUUAUCUUGAAGUAAAACAAAUGUGGAAAUAAAAAGUUAAGUCCCAAAUAACCAUCUCUAAACUUCCAUGAUACGCCUAAUGGUCUCUGUUGGACCCAGUUUCCCUUGAAAAAGAAAUGGUAGAAUAUUAGAGACAUGACAGAGGGCCCUAGGCUAGAACGUUCCUUUUAAAAGCAGUGUUUCUAUCAAAUGCUGCUAAUAUUAAUUUACAUAUCUGGUUAAUGAUGUACUUAGCAGAGCAAAUUGUAGAAUUUUAUUUUAUGUGACUUUCAAGGCGCUUUUCAGGCCCUGGGGUCCUUGAGGGCUUUGUGUCACUGGGGCCUUGUCAAGGGUCUGUACAUAGAGGGCUUUAAAUGUGUGCAGAAAAAUAAAUAUGAAUCAUGAGAUGUCGGACUCUUCAGGAAGCAUAAACUGAUCGUGCAAUUCAUUAUACUGUGUGGCGAGGAGGAAAGGAGGAAAAAGUGCAUAUUAUGAGCAACAGUAUGAUUAAUUUGAUUAGAAACCCUUUGAUUUUAGAGCACUCCUUUCCAUGAAUGAUGUGACCUUUCCUGAGUGAACAAGAACGAAAUAAUCACUCAUCCUAUGAAGAGUGACUUCACUUGCUGUUCUUUAGAAAGUGCCCUGAUUUCUUUGAAUCGAGUUUUUAAAAAUUCUUACUAGGUUCGCAUUUGGUCUGAUAACACUGGAAGAUUUAUUUCUGUGAUCGCUGAGGUUUAUUUUCUAUUUUUGCUGCACCUUCUGUGGAACUAGCUUUGAAGUAGUUUUGCUUUGAACUUUCACACUGAAACAUGCUACUGAUUUCUAGAAAGGGCUAAUGAGGUCUUAUCUUUUAAUGCCCCUUAAACAAGUUUUGCUGAUUUUCAGACAGGGGUCUUUCUAUGACACUGGAGUUGUGGACGAUCAUAAUGUUUGUUUUAUAGAUAAGCCAGUAUCGUAUCAGGCAAGGUAAACCACUAUCGUAGCAGGCAUAACUAAUCUUGCCGACACAGGGUUAUAGUGUAUAAUAAAAUGUUGUACUGUAUUAUGUAUCAUCUUUAGAGGUGGUAUGAUUUUUUUCCAUGAAAGAUAAGCUUUUGUUGGUAUUCUUUUAAAAAUGGGAAUUAUUAUUAAAAUUAGAAACUAGAGAACAAUAGUUUCUCUUAUGUAUAUAUAUUUUUCUGAUUAUAAGAGUAAUAUAUGUUCAUUGUAAAAAAAUUUUAAAAACACAGAAACUAUACGUAAAGAGAGAAAAUUACUUGUCAUCGCACCCAGGUAGUCACUAUUACCGUAGCCUGUGUAUUUUAUUUUACAUAAUUAGAGUCAGAUCAUAUUGUAAAUAGUUGUGUAUCUUUAUUAAUUUUUAUUGUGUGUUUCCUUUGUCAUUAGUCUUCAAAAACAUGAUUUCUAAUAGUCGUAGAGUAAUUCCACUACACAAAUUUAUCACAAGUUAUUUAACCAUUCCUAUCAGUUGAACUAGUUUCUUAUUGUAAAUUACUGUUAAAUAAUGUUGUUUAAAAGUUUUCUUGCUACCAUAUUAAUUUUCAUUCCCUUGAGUGUAGACAGAAGCAAUUCUGUCCCUUGAUGAAGUAUUGUAAUAAAUCUGCCUGC